AUGGCCUUCCGUCGCCCCAUUCUCUGCACCCUGGCCCUUGCCGCUGCAUGCGCGUGGCUCUUGCAGACGCCAGCCCAGGAGACCGACUUCGUCGCGCCUCGUGUCCUCAGCACCGUCGCACCUGGCACCGAGACUUUCGCACAGAAGACUCCGCUCGUGAUCAUGCAGGCUCUUCCUGAGCCGCGCCCCAACGACGCGAUGCUUCCUGUGGAGCUGAACCGUACGUCGUUGUACUGGGGUCUGCUCCUGAUUUGCAUCCUCUCGGUUCUCUUUUCCAGCUACUUCUUCAAUUGA
This is a messenger RNA of Symbiodinium sp. CCMP2456, 294 nucleotides long. The record is from the annotation of a GenBank genome assembly. NCBI's taxonomy places the organism in Eukaryota, Dinophyceae, Suessiales, Symbiodiniaceae.